This is a messenger RNA of Sesamum indicum (sesame), 1973 nucleotides long. RefSeq names its product B-box zinc finger protein 20. The record is from RefSeq and is a predicted model, not a curated record. Gene Ontology annotation, biological process: photomorphogenesis; regulation of DNA-templated transcription. NCBI's taxonomy places the organism in Eukaryota, Viridiplantae, Streptophyta, Magnoliopsida, Lamiales, Pedaliaceae. Gene Ontology annotation, cellular component: nucleus. Gene Ontology annotation, molecular function: zinc ion binding.
UUUCCCAUCACAUCUGUGUUAGAUAAACAUACGGCGCAAGUUGCGUCUAAUGGACUGAGCACACUCUAGAAUUCCCCUACUCAUACAGAAACGCUUUACAUUUACAUUAUUUCAUUCAAAAUGGAGUAGCACCCAAGAUGAGAGUGCGCGGAUCAAUAAAUGCACAGAUAAAGCCUCUUAUCCCAUACAGCUAUGCUCCCCAUCCCAGUUCAGGACAACCGAAGUCGAGAGUGAAAGAUUUAGGAUAGAAAGUAUAUAGUUUCUCUCUCUACAUAAAGCCGACUGGUAUUUUUGGCAUAGCAGCAAUCUCUCUCUAUCUCUGUCUGUCUAUGAGUAUGAGACAGACAAGAAAGACAAACUAGAUAGAGAAAAGUAUUGCCAAUUUGCAUGGAUUCUUUCCAGAGCUUUCUUUUUAGUCAGUUAAAAAUGAGCUUCUGAUAGCUGAGCUGUUCCUUCUUUCCUACCCAUAUGCCCAUAAAAGUUCGUCUCUUUCCUCAUUCAAUUUUACCACAUUACCAACCAUCUAUUUAUACUCUCUCUGCAAAAUGAUAUCGACCUAAUAUAUAUUCACACACGCACAUGAAAGUACACACAUAAAGCACGUAGAAAAGCAUAAAAGUUUAAACACAUUAACGCACACAUUGAACUCACCAGGUGAAAGAAUGAAGAUUCAAUGUGAUGUUUGCGCAAAAGAAGAAGCAUCUGUUUUCUGCACUGCAGAUGAGGCUGCUCUCUGCCAGAACUGUGACAGUCGAGUCCACAAUGCUAAUAAGCUUGCCAGCAAGCACCCCCGUUUCUCUCUUCUUAAUCCUCAAUUUAAAGAAUCCCCAAGCUGUGACAUUUGUCAGGAAAGGCGAGCAUUACUGUUUUGUCAAGAAGACAGGGCAUUACUUUGCAGAGAGUGCGACAUUCCAAUACAUAGAGCCAAUGAACAUACCAAAAAGCAUAAUAGGUUUCUUCUAACUGGAGUCAAGCUCUCUGCAGCUGCUUCUUCAUAUGAAGCAGCUACAUCCUCCAGCGGAUCACAAUCUGAAACAGAGAUCAAAAUUUCAGUAACUAAUGAAGUUAAUUGUCAGCCUGCUAAUUGUUCAGAAUCAUCAUCCAGUACUUGGAGGGAUAAUGAGUCAAGCCAACCUGUGAGCCAACAAGCUUCAGAUUCAACCAGUAGUAUCGCAGAGUACUUAAUGGAGACUUUACCCGGUUGGCAUGUUGAGGACCUGUUGGAUCCUCCUUCCCAAUAUGUUUUCUAUUCAUGAGCAGAUGUCACCACUUAUAAAUGAAGAAUUCAGAGGUAUGCCAGACUGUUUCAUCCAAAGACAUGCCUAUGCAUUUACGUCAUAUGCCAGCUAAGGUAGGAGAAAAUGGUGCUAUCGUUUCACUAUCCAUGAAAUCAACCAUCAAUCUGUCAACAUAUUGAGACAAUUCUGGUGAAAAAUAACUAGCAGAAAGCCUUCAACAGUUCUUCCAUGUUUCUGUUCCGUUUUUUCCUUUUCUGUAGUCCCUCUCUCCUGUCCCUUAAUUAACUCACAUAGUAGAAACAACAUAAUCAUGCAUUUGUUCAAGGGAAUUUAAUGAUCUCAACUUUCUUCUGGGUUCUGCAAAUCCUUUCUAACAGCAAGGAUGGAUUUGAUUAAAAACCGUUCUCUACCUACAUGUAUCCAAGUAAAAGGUUGUUGUUUAGUUCUGAUAGCACCUACUCUCUUUUCUUUAUUCUGGUGAGCUACUCCCUUAAACUGCAAACAAUGUUUCUUCCUUGUUUCCAGUCUCCAAACUAGAUAGCUAUUACUUGUGACUUUCCUCUUUCAUGCUUUAUCCCUCUUUCAUCCUUUAUCCCUGGAGAAAGUUCCAGGGAAAGCAUCAGCAUGGUUCUACGCCCAGCAAAUGAAAAAGGGUAGUACAUAUUUAUGGUCAUCUCAAAACACUUUUUUCUAACUUUGAGCCACUUUUCCAACUGGCUGAUUUUAGAUCUAUAC